CAAUUCAAUAAACCAAUUCUCAGUUGUAUUUACACAAUUAAAUUAGUCCUCCUACACAAUUACACCCUCCAUAUGAGAUCAAACUUGUCCUCAAGUUUGUAUAUAAAGAAGCAUUAAUGGGGGAAAUGAACAAAGGAGCUCCUCAGAAUCUUUAAUAAAUAAAAGAUAAAAAUAUAUAGUAAUGAUAUGAUGGGUGAAUAAAAUGAGUGUUGGGCCUCUCGUGCAUUAAUUUAAUUAAUUUUUUUCUUACUAACAAAUUUGUUUUAGCCCAUAAAUGACACCCGCUCAUAAUACUAGUUAAAGGAAAGUUAGGCUCUUUGAUGUAUUAGUUUAAUCAAGUUAUUUUUGUGUUCUUUUUCAAAUGAAUUGUUUUGGCCCAUAAGAACUCAGAAGUCCAUAAGACAAAUACAAGUGUUAUGAUGAUAAAUUGUGGCCCUGUACUGAGAGGCUUGCCAGGCCAAGGUCGGGCCUGCAAAUAUGGAUGAGCAAGUGAAGGAGAGGGUUCCAAAGAGAAUAGUAGAUGAUAGGUGAUGAUGUGUACCAUAUCUCCUAUAAAUCUCAGCUUCUGGUAGUUGUUAGUUGUUGUUAGUGGGCUUUGUAGCGCCUAUUUCCACUGCUUCAGUUUCCACGUUUUGCUGCACAAUCUGUUGCUGUUGUACUUUAAAUACAUUCUGUGAAUAAUAGAAACACAUGCUUUUGAGCUCAUUUAUGGUAUCAGAGCUUCCCUCACUCUAACGAGUAUAACAUUUGUUCCUCUGCAAUUUUUAUUCAUCCCCUGUCUCCCAAAUGACUACUGAGUCCGCCUCUGUUUCUUCAACUUCGUCCUCUGGUGACUCUGCUUCUGCUCCUAUGCCUUCUGUCUCCCUCCUAGCCAAUCCGCAAUUGACCAUCAAACUCACCCCCACAAAUUACCUUCUCUGGCAUGCUCAGAUUACCCCCCUUCUCCGCUGCCAUCAGCUUAUGGGCCACGUCGACGGCACCACUCCCGCACCGCCGCUGUCUGUUGAUGGUCGCCCCAAUCCCCAUUAUUCUACCUGGUACAUUCGGGAUCAGUACGUCCUGACCUGGAUCAAUUGCUCGCUCUCUGAGUCUGUGCUGCCGCUCGUCAUCAACAAAUCCACUGCUUAUGAUGCAUGGUCGGCCUUAUCUAUCAUCUAUGCGUCUGGAUCUAAACUCCAGGUACGCCAUUUGACCAAAGAAUUGCAGAAUCUUCGCCGUGGUGAUGCUUCCAUACACUCCUAUCUUCAAACUGCCAAAGGGAAGGCCGACCAAUUAGCUGUGCUUGGCUCGCCGGUCGCCAAUGAUGAUUUCAUUGCCUGGAUACUUGACGGUCUGGGCGAGGACUAUCGACCCCUUGUGCGUCACAUUGAAUCUCGUCUGGAGCCGAUUCGAUUCGAAGACCUGCACUCCUUGCUGCUGAGUGCGGAGAGCCAAAUUCAACGCUUCUCCCUGCGUCCCGAUUCCCCUGCCCCGACCGCGUUCUACUCCAGCGCCGGCGGUUUCCGUGGCCGUGGCCGAGCUUCGCCUCGCGGUCACUUUGUCUCUAACCCGCCUUUGUUGUCUGACAGGUCGAGCUCUGCCGUGGGCCCAACUCGGCGGUGAUCAUUUGCCAUAACUGUGGUGGGCGAGGGCAUAUUAAGCCCAACUGCCCCAACCCACCAUUUGCACCUCCGCGCCAGAACCCCUAUUCUCAGCCCGCUGGUUCCACUAGCGCCAGCCACCAUUUCGGCUCAUCUGCUCACCCCCCAGGCCCACACACUCACUUUGCUUCCUCUCCGGCCCAGCCUCUCAACCCUCAGCAAUGGCUUCUUGAUUCCGGAACCAAUCACCACUUGACCUCUGAUUUGGAUAAUCUUGCUCAUCACUCUGAAUACAAUGGUACUGACCAAGUCACCUUCGUCAAUGGUAACUCCCUCCCCAUAUCUCGUUGUGGCUCCUCUCAAACUUCCUUAUCCCAUACGCCUAUUUCCUUAGAUAAUAUUCUUCAUGUUCGAAAUGCUCCAUUCAACUUACUAUCUAUUAGUGCUCUCACUCGUGCUAAUCCUGUCUCUAUCGAAUUUUUUGACUCUCUCUUUGUCAUAAAGGAUCGACGCACAACGAAUGAGCUUUAUCGUGGUUAUGCGGUGGACGGCCUUUAUUCUCUUCCUCUUCAGAUUUUUCGUCGCCUUCCCCCUAUUGCUUGCACCGCUACUUUCGAUGUAUGGCAUCAACGCCUUGGACACGCAAAUGAACGUGUUGUCAAGCAGGCUGCUUCUACUAUCUCUCCCCGGUUUUCAGACCCAGCUCUCUAUCGCAGUGUCGUUGGUGGCUUGCAAUACCUCAGUUUCACACGGCCGGACAUCUCUUUCGCCGUUAAUCUUGUAUCUCAGUAUCAAAAGGAUCCUACAGAUGCUCAUUGGGCUGCUGUUAAGCGUAUUUUACGCUAUCUCAAGGGUACUCUAACUCAAGGCUUGUUUAUUUCUUGAUCAUCGACACGCGGUUACUCAGAUGCAUCUUGGGCAUCCUGUCCCCAAGACAGAAAAUCAAUCACUGGCUUCGCCGUUUUUUGUGGGUCAAAUCUGGUUUCAUGGUCUACACGGAAACAGAAAUCAGUGGCCCGGUCGUCAACAGAGUGUGAAUAUCGUGCUCUCGCCACCUUAGCCUCCGAAGUUCUCUGGCUUCGCUCCUUGUUACAUGAAUUGGGCCAGUCCAUUCCUUCAGCCCUUGCUUUAUGGUGUGAUAAUCUUGGUUCCACUUUCCUCGCUCAUAAUCCGGUUUUUCAAAAUCGAUCCAAACAUAUGGAGAUUGAAUUUCAUUUCGUUCGCGAUCAGGUCAGUAAAGGUCACCUACAUGUUCACUAUCUCCCAGCUGCUGACCAGCUUGCUGAUAUGCUUACCAAGCCGUUGCCAAGGGGAUCCUUCAAUCGGUUCUGCUCCAAGUUUUGCCACAUGGAGCCUCAACUUGCGGGGGGCGUGAUGAUGUGUACCAUAUCCCCUAUAAAUCUCAGCUUCUGUUAGUUGUUAGUUGUUGUUAGUGGGCUGUUGUAGCGCCUAUUUCCACUGCUUCCGUUUCCACGUUUUGCUGCACAAUCUGUUGCUGCUGUACUUUAAAUACAUUCUGUGAAUAAUAGAAACACAUGCUUUUGAGCUCAUUCAAUAGGGAGGCAACUCCUUUCCAAUACAACCUUCGUUGAAUUGGUAGACCCAAAAACCAUCCUAUUACAAGCACCACAUAACCAUCAAUUCUGCAUCUCAUAUUCGAAUUCUGCAUCCCAAAUAAACCAAUUCACUCACAUGAUCAAAACAACCUUAUAUGGCUCUUUAAAUACAGGGCAGGCUCCUCUGGCGUAAGAGAGAAUGAUGGCCCAACAAAACUUCUUGGGAGCACCUGUUUACCCAUAAAAAUUAACCUUGUACCACAUCGAUUAAAAAUUAGGAAUUAAAUGGCUUUAUAAGG
This is a messenger RNA of Linum trigynum, 3435 nucleotides long. The record is from the annotation of a GenBank genome assembly. NCBI's taxonomy places the organism in Eukaryota, Viridiplantae, Streptophyta, Magnoliopsida, Malpighiales, Linaceae.